This is a messenger RNA of Spirometra erinaceieuropaei, 1197 nucleotides long. Lineage: Eukaryota; Metazoa; Platyhelminthes; Cestoda; Diphyllobothriidea; Diphyllobothriidae. The record is from the annotation of a GenBank genome assembly.
AUGGACACCCCAACGCGUCUCUGCGCGGCUAGUGUCCACAAAUUACUCUUCACGGAUGACUGUGCGUUCAGCAACGCGACGAAACCGGGUAUGCAACGGAGCACGAAUCCCUUUGUCGCCGGAUCUGUGCUCUUCGGAUUGACUAUUGACACGAUCAAAACGGUGUCCAUACGCCAGUCAUCGCCCAAAACUCAAUGCAACGACUCCCGCAUCACUGUCAACGGCUUCUAACUCGAAACAGUGGAAAAGUUCGUCCAUUUGGGCAGUACACUACCACCGAGCACCAAAAUCGAUGGCGAAGUUGCGCAAUGGAUCUCAGGAGUCAUCCUGGCCUUCGGUCGGCUGUAGGUGUCCCUUCGGAAUCGUCAUGAUCCCCAUCUCAAAAUCAAGGUCAAUAUGUGCAAAGCUUUCAUUUUGACAACGUUGCCGUAUGGAGCGGAGUCCUAGAAGAAAUUCAAUCACUUCCACCUCACUUAUCUUCGGAGAAUAUUGAAGCUGAGGCGGAAAGACAAAAAAUCCGAAACAAAAGUCCCGGAGACCUCAGCAUCCACGUUAUUCUGAGGCAACUGCAAUUGUGCUGGAAAUGGCACUUCGCGAGGAUGGAUGACGGGUGUAUACCAAAGCGGAGUUUCUGCGGCGGUUUCACUACGGAUGCUCCCCAACAAGGUCGACAAAAAGGACAGGAUGUGGACACUCCGAAAAUCUCCCUUAAAUACCGAAGACCUGCAGUGACAUCGCUUACUACCGGUCGACCUGGGGGAGAGCAGUGAAGGCUGGAGCAGGAAUCUUUGUAACUAAUCAGACAGCCGUUGCUGGUGCCAAAAGAUCGGUCUUCAAGUCUCAGCCGACUCCAAUCCACAAUGCUAACAUCCAACGCCUUCCGACAUAUCCGCGUUCUCAGCUAACGUUCAGCGCGCGGUUCGACCGCGUCGGACAUCACGGGACCCUGGGCAGCAACAAUCCGACAACUCCAUCUGGUGUUUGCGCAGACCCCCCGCCAUCGUCACCUCUGCACUAAGCCCCACCACCACCACCACAACCACCACCGGUGAUCACGCACCUGAUGCCCUGUCGCCCUCGCCCACCACCACCUCCAUCAUCCUUGCCUCAAUCUCCGCGACGAUAGCAACCACUACCACCUCUCCAUCACCGCUGAUAUUGCUCCGACGCCCCGCCAACCACCAUGCCCCCCAUUAG